Messenger RNA from Colletotrichum chrysophilum, 675 nucleotides. RefSeq lists its product as uncharacterized. The record is from RefSeq and is a predicted model, not a curated record. Lineage: Eukaryota; Fungi; Ascomycota; Sordariomycetes; Glomerellales; Glomerellaceae. The coding region runs from base 1 to 675 and encodes 224 amino acids. The transcript has a single exon.
AUGCCCGCUACCUUCGAAAUGAACCACGGCGAGAAGAGCCAAUUCUUCACCGUUCUCCCCGCUACGGAUCUUAUCUUUAUACACCUGACGUCGUUUCGGCAGAGAAUCUGGGAUCUGAGCAAACAACUUCCCUUCGCCUCCUGGAGACUUGGUUUCGGGGGCAUGUGCCACGUCGCCCUGGAAUUCGAUCCGUCGUGGAGCAUCGCUGAACUUAAGCAGUAUCAACAGGAGUGGGAAGGAGGCCAGCCUGAACUGAGCGUCGAGCGCUGGAAGGAGUACGACAUGCUGGUACAAACCAGUAGAAACGUUCACGCCCGUGGCAACCUCAAGACGUUGUGGCUCGUGGAUCGUCGUCUGCGAAGAGAACAUCUAGCGCCCACCACUGAUCAACUAGAAGCCAUGUUGGAGGUCGAAGUCAUGUCAGACGAAGAGCGAAUGGUUUUCCAUGAAGGCGGCUGCAGGUACUUUGGUGCGACGGCGUUCUAUGAAAGAUGGCCCUGGGCAUACGAGGACGAUGACCCGGGAUCGGCAGACAGUAGCCGUGAAACAGUAUGGCAGUUUGCAUACAGUCUGCAAUGGGUCGCCACUGUUCAAGCAAUAGACCGCGCCGGUGAUCCUUGGAAUCUACCCCUUGGCGCCGUUCAACGAUGGGGGGUCUUAUUACAAUCGAGCUAA